UCUGAGCAAAGACUUGGUUGUGGAGAGGUCAUUAUAGACCCCGGCAAUGGGAAGAACAGAAGCAUAAUUAAACUGCCUCCAUGGAGGGUAGCAAGCAAACAACUUUGAGGUCUGCAGAGAAUCUCAGCCUCCCCUCAGUCCAAAUGGUUGUGAUGAAUGCCAGUGCGGACUGCAAUCACUGCAGGGAAAGGGUCUCCAAGGUUGUCUCCAAGAUGAACUUCAUUUGUAGCAGGACUGCUGGAUUACACGUUCGACUUGCGCAACAAAGAGGUGACAGUGACGGGGGUGGUUGUGGACACCAGAAACUGCAAGCAAGCCAAAGGAUCACUGCUUACCAAGAUAAAAAGAUAUCUUCAUGCUCAUUGGCCCUCUUUAGACUGAUCUGUUCUGCUGUGUUUGAAGUCUUCCACAAUGCGUAAUCCCACUCCAUUUAAAGCCUACUAUUAGGAAUUGGGAUCAUGGGCUGAUUUCAUAUAUAAAUCUUAUGUAAAAUCGUAUAUAUACUAUAAAAAAAAGAUUAUGAUAAGAUUACA
This is a messenger RNA of Musa acuminata subsp. malaccensis (wild Malaysian banana), 533 nucleotides long. NCBI's taxonomy places the organism in Eukaryota, Viridiplantae, Streptophyta, Magnoliopsida, Zingiberales, Musaceae. The record is from RefSeq and is a predicted model, not a curated record.